GGCCAGCCGGCAUUGUUGUGCACAGUGGAGUUGUUAGUCACUUGGAGCGGCCAGGGCAGCGAAGUAACUCCUUCACUAAGAGCAAACCGCAGUCGGGUGUGAGCAGGAGCAGCCAUGAAAGUUACGGCAGUGUUGGUGGCGGGGCUGCUGGCCGUCCUCGUGGCCCAGGCCGGGGCGCGGUCUGUGGCCGUGGAGCAGGUGUCCUCGGCACUGCAGGAAAGUUUCAAUUCCUUGAACUCCAAAAGAAACGAAUGGUUUGAAAACUAUUCAACCAUGAAUAACAUGACGAAGACAACCAAUGCCAGACUGGCGGAGCUUGGCUUGGUCAGCAAAAUGGCGCUGCCCCUGAUGUGGUAUUUGUACCAGAUGGCGGUGAAGAGCGAGAAGAAACAUUACCCGAAACUGGCGGAAUCGGGGGAGCAGUCUCUUCCCUACCAUUUCGAAACCACCCUCGCCGAAUCCACGUUGGGCCUCAACUAUUACCUGGAGGCAACAUUAAUCCUCCAGAACUACCGCGAUUUCCAGGUGCGGAUUCUUAAGGAUGAAGAAGCCAUCUUCUUCCUGAACUUCAACUUCAAUGAAAGACGGGCAGUGAUGGGCUACACCCACAACCAGGAACACACGGAGAAGAUUGUGCUCGAGGGCGACAACUUCCCUGACAUCCAACUCUACCAGCCUUUCAGGGUUAAUGUGCAGGUGAUAAGUGACUGCAUUGUUGCCUCCUUCUGGCUGACCAACCUUGACCUGAGCAUGCCAAUGCCUCUGCCUGAGAAACACAUCUGGUGCACAAGGGACUACUCAUACGGACAAGACGUCUCAUUUGAUAUUGACACACUCGAAGCUGAAGAUCACCAACACCAUGACAGCCAAGAUGAACAGGAGCAGGAUAGCCAGGAACAAGAUAGUCAAGAGGAAAAUUCCCAUGAGAAAGAAGGUAGUAAUGAAAUCAAGUUAGUUUCUACUGUAAUUUACAAUGGAUUUAUCUAUAUGUAGAACACCUUCCUUGUGCAGCCCCAAAUAAUGCACAUCAUUCUUUCAAUUUACUUCACUGUUUGAAACAAAAGCAUGUGUAGUUGUUUUAUUGGAAAUAAUGGCAUUCUGUAUCUUCAAAUAAUAUUAAAAGAUUUCAUCUAAUAUUCUGUUGUAACGUAUAUAUAAUAUAUAUAGACUUUAAAAACAUUAAAACCUUAAGUUUGCUCUGUAAACAAUAUUCCAAUUCAUUAAAAUGUUGGUAGUCCUGUUCCCAGAUUGAUGACCUUAUAUCUUUAAACUUGUAUACGAAACACGUAAAAUCCUAUUUAGUGUUACAUACAAUUUAAAGCUCAGUAUCAUCCUUAUAAUUAUAUAAAGGUAUAAAUGAACAAGUUAUUGCUAUCAUAUCACAAUUCCAUUAUGGUGCGGCACCAAAAACUGUAAAUAGAUGAGUUACUGCACUCUAAAUAAGUCAUGCUGAGUAAUAAACAUAAUCAGUA
Molecule: messenger RNA, 1472 nt
Organism: Eriocheir sinensis (Chinese mitten crab)
Lineage: Eukaryota; Metazoa; Arthropoda; Malacostraca; Decapoda; Varunidae
Exons: 7
Coding region: 115-993 (292 amino acids)
Source: RefSeq, a predicted model, not a curated record